Messenger RNA from Papilio xuthus (Asian swallowtail), 4061 nucleotides. RefSeq lists its product as uncharacterized. The transcript has 3 exons. Gene Ontology annotation, biological process: trehalose catabolic process. The record is from RefSeq and is a predicted model, not a curated record. NCBI's taxonomy places the organism in Eukaryota, Metazoa, Arthropoda, Insecta, Lepidoptera, Papilionidae. The coding region runs from base 186 to 3698 and encodes 1170 amino acids. Gene Ontology annotation, molecular function: alpha,alpha-trehalase activity.
UCUCCGAAUCAAAUCAGUCGCCGCAAAGCCUUCGUCGGGGACGGACGUUAUUGUGGAGCUGCAUGGAACGAUGUCCGUACGAAUCGCGACAGACUAAUAUCGUCCGCGUCAAUAGAUAAGUUCCAUUCGAAUAAAUUAGAUUAGUUUUGUUGUGUUUAACGCAAUCGACUGUGAAUAUUUAAAAGAUGCUCGUGCCGACGAUAUUAGCACUUGCAACUCUUAUAUCAGCUGAUGAAUUGCCGCCAUCUUGCAAUAGACCUGUCUACUGCAAUAGUGAUCUGCUGCACUACGUUCAGACAUCGAGAAUCUAUACAGACUCUAAAACUUUCGUUGAUUUACACCUUAAAAAUGAUGAAAACAAAACGCUAGCUGACUUCAAUGAGUUAUUAGAAAAAACAAACAGAAACCCUUCCAAGGAGCAAAUAAAAAACUUCGUCGAUGAGUAUUUCCAAUCAGGAAAUGAAAUCGAAGUUUGGAAACCGACGGAUCACAACGAUAAUCCUCCAUUCUUGGCCGAAAUAAGAGAUAAAACUCUGAGAAAAUUUGCCCAAGAUAUCAAUAGCAUUUGGCCGACCCUCGGCAGGAAAGUGAAACCGAUAGUCUUUGAGAAGCCAGACCUCUACAGUUUCAUACCGAUAUCAAAUGGCUUUAUUAUUCCCGGAGGCAGAUUUACUGAAAUAUACUACUGGGAUGCGUACUGGAUCUUAGAAGGACUGCUUAUUUGCGGAAUGGAGGACACAGCGCGCGGUAUGAUAGAUAAUCUUAUACAAUUGUUGAAGAAACUAGGCCACAUUCCCAACGGAAGCCGAGUAUAUUAUGCACAGCGGAGCCAACCUCCCCUACUAACGGCGAUGGUGUCACUGUACGUUCAAAAAACGAAGGACCUCGCUUUUCUUAAAGCUAAUAUCGAAGCACUAGAAUACGAAUUAGAGUACUGGCUUGAAACACAAACGAUCACUUUUGAAAAAGAUGGCAAGUCGCAUACUCUGCUGCGAUACUACGCUCCCAGCACGGGACCGAGACCUGAGUCAUAUUACGAAGAUUAUACGCUCGCUCAACAGUUCGAGAACGAAGAGCGCCAGAAAGAAUUCUACGUUGAUAUAAAAAGCGCCGCCGAAAGCGGCUGGGACUUCUCGAGCCGCUGGUUCAUAGGGCCCAACGGUGAGAACACCGGCAACUUAAGUACGAUUCAUACCACAAAGAUUAUUCCCGUAGAUUUGAAUUCAAUUUUCGCCAAUGCUCUACAAAAUAUAGCAUACUUCCAAGGAUUACUGCACCAUGGACGGCAAGCCGCUCACUGGGCAUACCUCGCUAAACAAUGGCGCACCACUAUUGAGGAUGUCCUGUGGGACAAUGAAGACGGUAUCUGGUACGAUUACAAUGUAGAGAGCGGAGAAUAUCGUAAAUACUUCUACCCGAGUAACGUGGCGCCUUUGUGGAUGGAAGCGGUUGACAGGAAGCUAUUGAUGGAGCGUGCUCCUCGAAUUAUAAGUUACUUGCGCGACUCUCAAGGUCUUGAUUUCCCAGGCGGUAUUCCAUCCUCCUUGGUAAAGAGCGGCGAGCAAUGGGACUAUCCAAAUGCCUGGCCACCUCUAGUGAGUGUAACUGUCAAUGCGCUAAGGGCACUAGGGACACGGGAAGCUAAGCAGAUAGCAUUUGAUAUAGCUCAGAAAUGGGUACGAGCCUGUUUGAAAGGUUUUACAGAUAAUAAGCAGAUGUUUGAGAAGUACGAUGUGGAACAGCCCGGCAGGAUAGGCGGCGGUGGCGAGUACACGGUGCAGGCCGGCUUUGGAUGGUCGAACGGCGUUGUACUGGAAAUGAUCAAGAACUACGCUUACAAAAUGACAGCAAGUGAUUCGAAUCCGGAAUUAUCCGAUGAAUCCUUUUCAGAAAUAGAAUUAUCCGUCGAGUCUGUUGAAGCUAAUUAUAACAAAAUUGAAGUGAUGAAAAUGUUGAUGGUCCGCCUGCCACGCUGCUUGCCGCUGUACCCGGUGCUGGGCAUCCUGGGCGCGUGCACGAACGCUUUCACCGCAGUGCCGGUUUGCAACUCAUCGAUUUAUUGCAGCGGCGAUCUGCUCCACAGAGUGCAGCUCGCUCGCAUUUUCCCCGACUCUAAAACGUUCGUCGACCUCAAGCUCGUCUACACGGAAAAUGAGACGCUGGCCGACUACGCGAAAUUAAUUCACGACACCGACCAGAAUCCGACUUUGGACCAAAUGAAAAAAUUCGUCGACGCGCAUUUUACGGAGGGGAACGAGUUGGAGGUCUGGGAGCCGCCAGACUUCGACCCCGAUCCUCCGAUUUUGGACCGCAUCGUCGACCCCAAGCUGCGACAGUUUGCGAAAAAUGUGAUCGGAUUGUGGGCCAAACUGGGACGAAAAGCGAACCCCGAUAUUUUGUCGAAUCCUGGCCAGUAUAGUUUUAUUUACGUGCCGAACGGCUUCAUCGUUCCCGGCGGAAGGUUUAAGGAGCUGUACUACUGGGACUCAUACUGGAUGGUGCGGGGCCUUCUUCUCAGCAACAUGACGGAGACCGCUCGGGGUAUGAUCGAGAACCUUUUCCAUCUUGUUAAUGAAAUCGGAUACAUUCCCAACGGAAAUCGGAUAUACUACAUGGGAAGGAGUCAACCGCCUCUCCUGGCCGCGAUGGUGGCGAGCUACUUCGCCGCUACCGGUGAUCUCGGCUGGCUGGAGCAACACGUCGGCACCGUCGAGAAGGAGCUCAACUACUGGCUGAACAAUAAGAAGGUUACCGUCGAGCUAGACAAGAAGAAAUAUGUAUUAUUAAGAUAUCUGUCCGAUAUAAAUUUUAAAGGACCGCGUCCGGAGUCUUAUUUCGAGGAUUACACGCACGCUCGAAUUUUGACGGAUGAAGAAAAACGGGAAGACUUUUACACUGAGAUGAAGAGCGCCGCUGAGAGCGGCUGGGAUUUCUCGUCGCGAUGGUUCGUGACGGCGGGUGACGACAUCCUAGGCAACAUAACGGACGUGCAUGCUAGUAGAAUUAUACCGGUCGACUUGAACGCUAUAUUUGCGGGGGCGCUUCAACACGCCGGCGAUUUCCGUAACCGGUUGAAGGACAGACGCAUGGCUCAGAAGUGGUACAGCCUCGCGAAGUAUUGGCGCCGCGCCAUACAACAGGUACUGUGGGACCCCGUGGACGGUGUGUGGUACGAUUACGACUCCAUGGCGAACACCAGGAGGCGGCACUUCUACCCGAGCUGUGCAACGCCGCUCUGGACUGACUCCGUCGACAAAUCUGAAGCGCCGAAAUACGCGUCACUUUUAGUGAGAUAUCUCCUAUCCUCCGGCGCCUUGGAUUUCCCCGGCGGGAUCCCCGCUUCCAUCCUUAACUCGGGCGAGCAGUGGGACUAUCCGAACGCCUGGCCACCGACACAGAGUAUUCUCAUCGGUGGCCUAGACGCCAGCGGGGACACGGAAGCGCAGCACUUGGCUAAAGAACAGGCCGUGCUUUGGAUUUGCGCUAAUUACAUUGGGUAUAAUAAUUGGAAAAAAAUGUUCGAGAAGUACAGCGCCGUACAGCCGGGGCACCACGGCAGUGGCGGUGAGUACACCGUGCAAGACGGCUUCGGCUGGACGAAUGGCGUGGUGCUCGAGCUGUUAGAUAGAUAUGGCAAAGAAGUGACGAUUAAGGAACAUUUCCAGAUUUCGUUGCCGUACGUCCGGCAGAUUCUGUGAGGUGGGCAGCUCGUGUAGGGCGCGGGUCAUUAAUAUUUAUGUUCCUCAUUGGUAUUCAGUGAUGUAAAGUAUGUUGAAUAAUUAUUUUCUGAACUUUAAACUCAUAUUGUUACGUGGUAAAACAAAAGCCGAUGCGAAUGUUUUCUAGCUGGUCGAGUAUACACUGUAAUUGUUUUUAUAUUUGGAAUUUACGAGCGAAUUAUUUUUAUUUUUGUCAUAGUCUUAAUUUUUUUGGAUGUGUAUUUUUAUGUGCUUUGUAAAACAUUGUGAUAAAAUCAUGAAUGUUUGAUAGAUCUUAAGUCAAAUGUGAUAUUCGAGGAUACGAUGCGUGGCAAAUGGCGUAGUUAAAUUUUAAUAAAUAUU